AGAUUGAGACCUGCUCCAUUUGAUGAUGUGGAGAAAGCUGUUUUCAUGUGGUUUACUGAUUUAAGAUCAAAAAAUAUGCCCAUCAGUGGGCCACUCAUUCAAGAAAAAGCAAAGGUGUUAGCUGCAUCCUUGGGUCAUCUGGAUUUCACUGCAAGCUGGGGUUGGCUAAUACGCUUUCAAGAGAGGUUUGGGAUAACUGCCAGAAUUAUCUGUGGAGAGACAUCAGCAGUUAAACAGAGCACUAUUGCAAAAUGUUGGCAAAAAAGUGGCAUAUUUGAAUCAAAUUCUGAAGCUGAUUUGGCAGAAGAAGAUAUAGAGGGAAUGCAUGAUCAAGUCAACAAGGAUCUCUGGGACUCAGUUGUGGAGAGCUUGCCUGAAUUUCCCCAGAACCAGUUGAGUUUUGAAGAUUUUGUCAAUGCUGAUGAGCAACUCUUGGUUUCUUCAGAGCUCACUGAUGCUGAAAUUUUACAAAGUGUUUCACCUCAGUCUCAGCAUGAGGAAGACAGCUCAAAUGCUGAAAGUGAUGAUGAAGUGUCAAUCACAGAAGAGAAAACAACUUCUGCACAAGCCUUCAAAGGAUUACAAGAA
Notodromas monacha is the source of this 588-nucleotide messenger RNA. The record is from the annotation of a GenBank genome assembly. NCBI's taxonomy places the organism in Eukaryota, Metazoa, Arthropoda, Ostracoda, Podocopida, Cyprididae.